Molecule: messenger RNA, 5659 nt
Organism: Crotalus tigris (Tiger rattlesnake)
Lineage: Eukaryota; Metazoa; Chordata; Lepidosauria; Squamata; Viperidae
Gene: ADAMTS4
Product: ADAM metallopeptidase with thrombospondin type 1 motif 4
Exons: 9
Coding region: 733-3225 (830 amino acids)
Biological process (GO): proteolysis; extracellular matrix organization
Cellular component (GO): extracellular matrix
Molecular function (GO): metalloendopeptidase activity
Source: RefSeq, a predicted model, not a curated record
GACUAAGCCCUGCAGCCAAUGAAAACGGAAAGAGAAAAGAAGGCGGAGCUAAUUGCAGAGUAAUUCAAUCAGUGUACACACACACACACACACACACACAUUAUAUAUAUAUAUGGACAUGUAUACAUCCCCACGUCUCAAAACUCAGAAAGUUCCCGAGGAUUAAAAAACAGAAAGGGAAAAAGGGAGAGAAAACUAACCGGGAAUUGAGUUGAUUCCUUUAUUUUCUAUCCAGGGACUAAUUCUACACUCUUCGUUUCAAAAGGGAAGCAAGUUGAAGGGUGACAAUAAGGAUUUUUCCUGUUGCUUUCUAAGAUCUGGAAGGAAGAAUAGAAGCAGCCAGCAAGAAAAACUUCGUUUGCAUCCUGCAGAAAAUCCAAAGAGUGGAAGAAAAAAAAAUAUAUAAAGGGGGAAAAAAAUUCUAUUUUUCAAUUAUUUCUCUCGGCAACUCAACUCAAAAUCUCUUCUCGUUUGAUCUGAUUUUUUUUCUUCUCCUCCUCCUCUUAAUUUGGGUUAAGUUUUAUCAACUUCGGGUUGGCAAACAGCAAAGAGAAGACAGGAUUACGGUGACCUUGAUUCUGAAUUUUAUUUUGCAUUUGUCCCUGGGGCAAUUUUAAUACGAUCGGGGAUCUCUUGAUUUAAUCCUGGUUUUUCUCUGACAAAGGAGAGAAAUUUGGGGGGUAUCCCUUCCUUUCUUCUGAAGUUGACUUUUUUUAAAAAAAAAAAAUAUCCAUGUUUCUUCUGCUGCUCAUCCUCUGUUUUAAUCCAGCUCGGUCAGCAACCCAAAGGGGUCCUUUGACCAGAUACGAUGAAGAAGUCGUUUAUCCUGAAAAACUGAAUGCCACUUCAAUUUUGGGGGGUCAAGACCCAGCUGGCACGUUUGACAAUGAAAAUUCCCUCGAUUAUCACAUGGAUCUGGACCAACAUCUGUCCUUUCGACUGCAGAUGUUUGGGGAAGAGCUGACCCUCCAUUUAGAGAAAGACCCCAGUUUUUUCUCCAAGGACUUGACCGUCCAAUAUUUGGGCAGAUUGAGGCCGGAGGUGGACACUCCAACCGAACGUGGCAACUACUACACCGGGACAAUCAAUUCGGAUCCGGAAUCGAUCGUGGCAAUCAGUUUUGACGGGGCCUCUUUGAUUGGGGUGCUGCAGUAUGGGGGUACCGAGUAUCACAUCCAGCCUCUGAGAGGGGGGACCCCAAACAUGGAGGGAGGAACCGAGGCCCACGUGGUGAGGAAGAAGAUGUUGGACAAAGGGGAUGGGCCCAUGUGUGGGGUUGGUGCGCAGGCGCCGGAGGGCGCGUCCAGCGAAGAAGGAAAGCUAUGGAAGAAAAUGGAUGCAUCUCCCAGGAGAACCAAGCGCUUUGCGUCCAUCCCACGCUACGUGGAAACCUUGGUGGUGGCGGACGAAGAAAUGAUGCGCUUUCACGGCGCCGGGCUCAAACCGUACCUUCUCACCAUCAUGGCAGCCGCUGCCAAGUUCUUCCGCCACCCGAGCGUCCGGAAUCCCGUCAACCUGGUGGUGACCAGGCUGGUGGUGAUUGGAGAAGCCGAGGACGGGCUGAGGGUCACCUCCAAUGCGGCCGAGACCCUGCGCAAUUUUUGCAGCUGGCAGAAAGGGCUGAACAAGGCCAGCGAUAAAGACCCCGAGCAUUUCGACACGGCCAUUCUCUUCACCAGACAGGAUCUCUGUGGACGCUCCAGCUGUGGGACCCUUGGCAUGGCAGAUGUGGGCACAGUCUGUGAUCCGGCCCGCAGUUGUUCCAUUGUUGAGGAUGAUGGGCUCCAGUCAGCCUUCACUGCGGCCCACGAAUUGGGCCACGUCUUCAACAUGCUGCAUGAUGACGACAAACACUGCAAGGAGCUGAACCGUCACAGCAGCACCCGCCACAUGAUGGCCUCCGUCAUGUCUCCCGUGAAUCCCGACGAGAUGUGGUCCCCAUGUAGUAGCCGCUUCAUCACCGAUUUCUUGGACAACGGACACGGUUCCUGCCUUUUAGACAAGCCCCACGAACCGCUGAAGCUGCCCGCCGUCUUCCCUGGCAGCAAUUACAACGUGGACCAGCAAUGCCAGCUCAGCUUCGGCACCGAAUCCCGCCACUGUCCCAAUAUGCACUCACCCUGCUCCUCACUCUGGUGCACUGGCCAGAUCAAUGGGCAGUUCAUGUGCCAGACCAAAUAUUUUCCCUGGGCAGACGGGACUCCCUGCGGGGAAGGGAAGAGCUGUAUGAGCGGGGAAUGCAUCAGUCACACGCAGCUGAAGGCCUACAAUAUUCCGACCCACGGAGGUUGGGGCUCCUGGGGGCCGUGGGGUGACUGUUCCCGCAGUUGCGGCGGUGGGGUCCAGUACUCGACCCGGGAAUGCAACAAGCCAGUUCCCCGGAAUGGGGGCAAAUAUUGCGAGGGGAAACGGACUCAGUUUCGUUCUUGCAAUGUCCGGGAGUGCCCAGAUGGAAACGCUCUGACCUUCCGUGAGCAACAGUGCGCCGUGUACAACCACCGAACGGACAUGUUCAAAGAUUAUCCCGCGCCCAUGGACUGGGUCCCUCGUUACAGCGGUGUGGCCAAGCGCGAUCAAUGCAAGCUGACUUGUCAAUCCCAUGCUUUGGGCUACUACUACGUGCUGGAGCCAAGGGUGGCUGAUGGGACGCCCUGCUCACCAGAAUCUACCUCGGUCUGUGUCCAGGGACGCUGCAUCCAUGCCGGCUGUGAUCGCGUCAUCGGAUCCAAGAAAAAGUUUGACAAAUGCAUGGUGUGCGGUGGAGACAACUCGCAAUGCACCAAAGUCUAUCGCUCCUUCACCAAGCCUCAGUACGGCUACAACGACGUGGUCACCAUCCCUGCCGGAGCCACCAGCCUCCUGAUCCGCCAGAUCAGCAGCUCGGCGACGGCCAGCGACGGCAUCUACCUGGCCCUCCGCCGGCGAGACGGCUCCUACGCCCUGAACGGCAACUACAUCCUGAUCCCCUCCGAGCAGGACGUUCACCUCCGCGGCGGCGUCACCUUGCGCUACAGCGGGGCCACCAAGCCGAUGGAGAUGAUCACUGGCCUGGGACCCCUGAAAGAGCCGCUCACCUUGCAAGCGUUGGUGGUGUCCGAUCAGAAGACCCCUCGCCUUAAAUACACCUUCUUCGUCCCCAAGCCCACCAAACGCCUCUCCAAUCAGUGGCUGAAGCAGAAAGCCCGAAUUUUGGAGGUGCUACAGAGUCGGCGAGGACGCAAAUAGGACGCCUUGGCAGGAGGAUGUGGGGCAGGGGGUCUCAGACUCUUCCCGUUCCCCCUCCCCACCUUGUGGGAAAGGGGGAAGAAGUUUGCCCCUGCCUCUAUUUGCCAAGAGGACCCCUCCCUCCCGUUGCAAGGGACCCAGGGCCGAAAAACUCAGACUGCUCGGCAAAGGCUGGAAUUAAGAGGGGGGGGGUCUUCCUGUUUUCUCGGCUUGCCACGGACAAUUAGUUUGGACGUUAAGCGAAGCAGGAGUCAGAUCUGGGACCAGGGAACAGGGAAAGGAAAGACUAUGAACCGGCCAGGAAUUGUGGCGAUGGGGCUAAAAUUUUUAGCACUGAUUUCUUAGGCUGAAAUAAUUCCCUCCGGAGAGAUUUGUGGGGAAGAACGUGGGAAGAAUGGACGGAAAAGAUGAAUGGGAAAAAAAACUUUUCAAAAGCCAAAAAAAAAAGGGGGGUGGGAAGGAGAGGAAAAACCACUUUGGGAUUUGGUGGAACAAAAAUAUCAAGAAGCCGAAGAAAACGGAGACCGGACUUGCAAAGUCGUAUCCGAGCUCUGUCGUGGAUCAAUUCCGUGGACGUUUUGAUGGUUCGUCUCCGGCUGUUCCUGUAGUAUAUUUAUUAUUUCAUCUAUUUAUUUGUCCUUUUGGGGAAGCAGAGAGGAGAUCUGGGGAAAGGGGAGAGGCGAUUGGCCACACACAUUUUUGAGAAUCAAGCAGGUUCCUUCGCGCUCGCACGACUUGCUCGGUGGUCCUCGACUUACGAGCGCAAUUGAGACCAGCAUCUCCACGGGUCUAAGCAACAUCUGACGAGCGGCAUACUAUUUUAUGGUCUUUUCGGCCAGGGUGGAUAAGCAGAUCCCUGUGGUUCUUAAAGUGAAUCAGGCGGUCGUGAAGCAAAUCCCGCUUCCCGCACGGACUUUGCUCGUUAGAAGCCGGCUGAUGGCGCUCACGGGAUCCCGGGAUGCUGCGACCGUCGUAAAUAUAUACCGGUUGCCAAAAGCACCCCAAUUUUGAUCGUGGAGAUGCCGCGACAUUCGUUAUGAAGCGCAAGGACUGGUUAUAAGUCACUUCUUUCGCCGUGAUGUUGUAACUUGGGACGGUCGUUAAAUGGAUCGUUGUAAGCCAAGGACCACCUGUACUUUACACCCACCCGUUUCUUGGGACGGCCAGCAAAGGCGUCUCAAUCACUUUGUCUACCUCAUUCUUGGGAGUAAUUCCUCCUCUUUUCAUCUCUUCUCCUGCUUCUAAGAAUGUUAUUCUGUCCUCGGCCGGUGGGCGCCCAUCUUUCCAAAGUCCGGCCUACAUCUAACUUCUCCAGACAAAUUGCAGACCUGGGGUAGGACAUCCCGUCCCAUCCCUUUGAGGAGCAAGGGUUUCAAUCGCGCCAUGAAUGGAGGUCCUUCAACCCUACCGUGCUCUCCAGACCUGGUUUCUCAACCUUGGUACCUUGAAGACUUCACCUCCCAGAAUUCCCCAGCCAACCUGUGUCCUCUUCUGGGUCUCAUAACCAGCUGUGCCUGUUGACCUGGGAGCCCACUUUGGAGGUCAGCUUGGGUCAAGCUCCAUUCUGGCUCGACCUCAUUGACGUCCUCCUGGGAAAUUCUGGGAGUUGACGUCCUGCCCUUCUUCAAGAUGGCCAAGGCUGAGGAAGACGGAUCCAGGGGGCUAGGCGGAGAUCCUUUGCACCAUUGAUCCAAGGGGUUGGGUCUUGGGAGGACCUCCAAAUUGUAGGAGAGCAAAGCAGUGGAACAUCUGGAGAAGAAGACCUCCAAUGGAGUGAAUUAGCUUUGCAGGCCAACGUCCUCUGCUCACAUUAGACUAAAAGAAGGUGGAGGUGGAGGGCCAAUUCUGGCAGUUGAAGUCCACAAAUCAAUCUUGGCAGCUGACCAUGCCUUACCUAUUUCUCACCUCCUUCUCCAAGACAUUGUCCCACCUAAGCACCAGCUAGAACUUCUUCCUAGGAGAGUCUGAUGCUUUCAAAAAAGGAGGGUCUCUUCUCCCCAUUUUUUUUUGGGGGGGGGAGCGAUAAGGCAGGACACGAUACCUUUCCAAGUUCUUCUUUGCUAACCGCUCUUCAGCCUGACUUGAUCUUCUCGCGGUGGUCCCUAUCCCAGAAAAUCUCCCCAAAAUUUCCCCCCUGGAGGGGUGGAUCUAUUUAAACCCUCUGUAGAAUCAGAGGGGAACCUUUUCAAUGGGACCCUCCAGUUUUCUCCCGUGGCCAAAGGGAUCGCUGACCGAAGUUAAUUUAAUUAAGUUAUAAUUUAACGGGCAGCAGCCGAACGUCGCCUGAAGCUCCGAGGCAAGUUCCCCGGGCCAGGAGGCAGGGCCUGUGUAUCCAUUGGGUUAAUAAGCAUUAUGUUAAUAUUAUUAAUGAUGGUUUAUUAAUGGUUUGUUGUUGUUUUUCUAAAAAGCAAUAAAAUGCUGCUGGUUUUAUUUA